AUGACCAACAUUAUUUCUCUUUCUCUUUCUUUCUUCCUAUCCCACGCUGGUUAUAGGAGGGAGAGGAGAAGAAGGGGAGAAAGGGAAGCUCUGCCUUACCUUGGUUAUUGUGUUUCUCACAAGCAGGAACGGAUUAGGUUUCAGCAGCAACCAGGGCCUUCUCCACCUUACACCGACCACAAUUUCUCUCCCUUCUGGAAUAAUUUGGGUCCUCUUCCUACUAUUCAUGCCUCCCCCUUUUUCUUCCUUCACCGCCAUGUAGAGGUCCAGCUGCGGCUGUCGCAUCGGCUUAGACUGCUUGUUUCGCCUGCUGCUGCUGCUGCUGCUGCUUCGGAUGCUGCAGUUGUUGCUUGGCAGCUCCUUUUUCCGGGACAUCCUGAUGGGGAGGCUGAGUUACCGACAUGGCUCCCAUCCUCACCACCUCAGUCCACUCGCUGCAGGCCUUCUUUGGUUCUUUCACCCUUUUGA
Molecule: messenger RNA, 468 nt
Organism: Acanthosepion pharaonis
Lineage: Eukaryota; Metazoa; Mollusca; Cephalopoda; Sepiida; Sepiidae
Source: the annotation of a GenBank genome assembly